Spathaspora passalidarum NRRL Y-27907 is the source of this 916-nucleotide messenger RNA. RefSeq lists its product as uncharacterized. The coding region runs from base 32 to 778 and encodes 248 amino acids. The record is from RefSeq and is a predicted model, not a curated record. The transcript has a single exon. Lineage: Eukaryota; Fungi; Ascomycota; Pichiomycetes; Serinales; Debaryomycetaceae.
AGUUGAGAGAGAAUAGUUGACAAUACACACCAUGAAAUUCACAUUCAAGUUCCCCUUGGCUCAAGCGUUAAAGUUCAAGCCAGGAAAGUUUAACUUCCAAUUAGAACAAGAAAUCAGAACCAAAUUGGAUUCAUUACCAUCCGUCACCAAAAUCUACACCAACCCUGAUGGAACACCAAGAGUUCCAACCGAUGAAGAAUUCAAGACUAUUGCUGAAUUACAAAACUUGUACUAUAAGAGAAACCACUCCGAAUGGAAUUUCAUAUUAGGUACCGUUCCUAAGGAUCAAUUAGCCAUUUACAAAGAUAACUCGCAAGAUUUGACCAAUUUUCAAUUUGUCACUAAGGACGCUGGUAAGAUCAUCGACAAGAUCCCAUAUAAAGACGAUACCACUGGUGAAUUGAAAUGGAAGGUUAUUCGUGAAACUGAAAAGGCCGAAGGGUGGGAAUUUCCAUACUUUUACAUUGUAUUGCCAAUCUUCGCUUACAUUCUUUACGUGAAAUACCAAAACCAGAUGAUAGUAAGAGAACAAGAUGGUCCAGAAUGGGCUGAAAGAGAAUUGAGAUUAAGAGCUAUGGAAGACUACUUCCAUGGUGACACCGAAAAGGCCAAGAAGUUCUUGAGCAACGAAGGUAAAUCAGCCAGAGAAAUUAGAGAUAGAGAUGACUUGGUGGUUGCUAGAAUCUUGGCUGGUGACUAUGACAAGUUGGCUCAAUUGAAGAAGAACAUGCCAAAGGAUUUCCGUAGGUUUGAAGAAGAUCCUGUUCUUAAGAUCUAAUCACCUCAUAUUUAUUCAUUCACCUUCACCCCCUUAACGAUAUCUGAUCAGAUUGAAAAAAUGUAACCUUAGCUAAUCAUGGUUUUUGUAUUUACAUAGCUUUUAUAUCAGUCAAAUGCAUUGCAUCUAUAUAUUUAC